AUGAACACAGAUAGCGGUGGGUGUGCUCGCAAACGUGCUGCCAUGUCUGUCACAUUAACAGCUGUGAAGAGAGUUCAGAGUUCUCCAAACCUAUUGGCCUCAGGGUCUGAUUCUCAGUCUCCGGAUUCAGCUUGGAGAUCUUACAAUGAUGGAAGUAGAGAGGCACUGAAUGGAGAUGCUAGCAGUUCAUCUCUUACAGCAAAAGGUUUUAGGAGCGUGCGGCCAAAUCUACAGGAUAAAAAAUCACCAACUCAGGCUCAGAUCACAGUGAAUGGGAACUCUGGCACUGCUGCCAGCCCAGUGAGUCACUUCCAAAGGCCUUUUUCCCCUUCUUCAGCUUACCCUCCACCAGCUUCGCUCAAUUCCAACAUUGUUAUCAUGCAGCAUGGCAGGAUGAUGGAGUCCACAGAGACGUACUCCCAGCAUGUUCAGAGUGUUGGCAGCAGCAGCACCGCCAGUACAAUACCAAUCUGUAGGUCCUCAGAAGAAGAAAAAAAAAUUACAGUCAUUAAAGCUCCACAUUAUGCAGGGAUUGGCCCGGUAGAUGAAUCUGGAAUCCCUACAGCAAUUAGAACGACAGUCGACAGGCCGAAGGAUUGGUACAAGACAAUGUUCAAGCAAAUCCAUAUGGUUCAUAAGCCUGAUGACGACACAGACAUGUAUAAUACUGCGUAUGCAUACGGUACUGGUAGCUACAGUCCAUCCUUCUCUGCUCAGGCACACCCAGCUGCAAAGACGCAGACGUACAGACCAUUGUCUAAAAGCGCUUCUGACAGUAGCUCCGAUGCCUUUAAGGUCUCAUCCCCUUUACCACCUCCACACGUGCCACCUCCGGUCCCACCACAUCGUCUGAGGGAAAGGUCUACACCAGAAAAAAAUGACUGGGAUCCCCCUGACAGAAAGGUAGAUACCCGCAAGUUCCGUUCUGAACCAAGGAGUAUUUUUGAAUAUGAGCCGGGAAAGUCAUCAAUCCUUGAACAUGAAAGACCGGCUUCCUUAUAUCAUCACUAUUCAACAGACAGAGGCCUGGACAGGCCCUCUAGUUCUGCAAGUACGGCGAGUGACUACCGAAAAAGAAGGAAGUCGGAACCUGCUGUAAGUCAUCAGAGGGCACACAGCGAUCAGAACGCAAACAGGCCUACCCUGGGCCGUACGGAUAUGCAAGGCCCAUAUUCCACCCUUAGGAAGCCUUUAACUAGCUCGUCUCCUUCGUCUCCAUCAAGAGCGAAAGGUGGGGAUAUUAGCAAAGUAUAUCCAUCCCUUUUAAGUUAUUCAGUGCACAACCACAACACCUCAAAUGAAUUAGAUUACUGUAGCACUUACAGACAACAUUUAGCUGUUCCAAACGAUUCAAGAAGGGCCAUCAGCUACAAGAAUGGCUGGCAAAUGACUCGUCAAAAUGCAGAAGUCUGGAGCAGCACAGAAGAAACUGCUUCUCCAAAGAGGAAAUCUCGUAGCUGUGAUGAUCUGUUAACAGAUGAUCGCGAUAGCUUUCCCGAUGCGCAGGCCAAGUCUGAAAGCAUGGGCUCUCUGUUGUGCGAGGAGGACUCCAAAGAAGUUUGCUCAAUGAACUGGGCCUCCCCAUAUGUUCCUGAGGGCCGUGGUAGUAGUAGGUCAAGAGUUCGUCACAGAUCUGCGCAUGAUGCCCCGGGUUUCCUAAAAAUGUACAAAAAGAUGCACCGCAUCAAUCGCAAGGACUUGAUGAAUUCUGAGGUGAUUUGUUCUGUGAAGUCCAGAAUACUGCAGUAUGAAAAAGAACAGCACAAAGGUAUUCUUCAAGGCUGGAGAGAGUCUUCUACUGAAGAGGUGCCACGAGACAUGGUACCAACCAGAAUAUCUGAAUUUGAAAAAUUAAUUCAGAAGUCGAAAUCAAUGCCGAACCUAGGCGAUGAAAUGUUGUCAACCGUUACACUAGAGCCUCCUAAAAACGGCUUAUGUCCAAAGAGGCGAUUUUCUAUCGAAUCCUUGCUGGAAGAAGAAACUCAAGGCAGACAUCCCUCUCAGGUACAACGGAGCUACAAGUCUAAAACCCUGGUGCCAAUUCAUAUCGAAGUGACCAGUGAUGAGCCACAACGAUCGCAUAUGGAUUUUUCAGACAGUGAUCAAGAUGGAAUGGUUUCUGACCUCAGUGACUUUAUCCAGAUAGAGGGUUCAUCCUUUUGUAGUGAAAGUGACUUUGACCACUUUUCCUUCACGUCAUCUGAAAGCUUUUAUGGAUCGGGCCAUCACCACCACCACCACCACCACCACCGGCAUCUCAUCAGCUCCUGCAAAGGGCGAUGCCCAGCCUCCUACACCCGCUUCACCACCAUGCUAAAACACGAAAGGGCUAAACAAGAAACCGCUGAAGAUCCGAGGAGACAGGACGCAGAAUCUGGCCUCUCUAAGAUAGCAUUCCUAGUCAGCCCAGUGCCUUUCCGGAGGAAAAAAAGUGCAGCUCCUAAAAAACAAACUGAAAAGAAAAAAUGCAAGUCGUCUGUAUUUGAAGCACUAGAUUCUGCACUUAAAGACAUCUGUGACCAAAUCAAAGCUGAAAAAAGAAGGGGAAGCUUGCCCGACAACAGUAUAUUACACAGACUUAUUACUGAGCUGCUUCCAGACAUUCCAGAAAGGAAUUCAUCUCUCAAAGCUCUGAAAAAGAGUCCCAUGCACCAGCCUUUUCAUCCACUGCCUCAAGAUGGUGCUAUCCAUUGCCCACUGUACCAGAAUGAUUGUGGAAGAUUACCUCUUAGUGCCUCUUUUCCAGACAUGGACGCAACUAACAACAAUGAUAGUGCACUGUGUUUCCAAGACCAGGAGUCUCCCGGAAGCUAUUCUUCUGCUUUCACUGAUGUGGGACGCUGUACUCCAAGGGAGAGAAGAGGAACUACGGACAAAGAGAAACUGCCAGCUAGAGCUGUAUAUGACUUUAAAGCUCAGACUUCUAAAGAGCUGUCCUUUAAGAAAGGAGAUACUGUCUAUAUCCUCAGGAAAAUCGAUCAAAACUGGUAUGAGGGUGAGCACCAUGGAAGAGUUGGAAUAUUCCCAAUUUCCUAUGUCGAGAAACUUUCUCCCCCAGAAAAAGCACAGCCUGCCAGGCCACCUCCCCCUGCACAGAUCGGAGAGAUUGGAGAAGCUCUUGCCAAAUAUAACUUCAGUGCAGACACAAAUGUGGAGUUAUCACUCAGAAAGGGAGACAGAGUAAUUCUUCUUAAGCGAGUUGAUCAAAACUGGUAUGAAGGUAAAAUACCAGGAACCAACAGACAAGGCAUCUUCCCUGUUUCCUAUGUAGAAGUCAUCAAAAAGAAUGCAUCAAAAAGUCUUGAUGACUACCCUGAUCCUCCGAUACCCCAAAGCUAUUCUAGUGACAGAAUACACCAUUUAAGUUCAACUAAGCCACAGCGCCCUGUGCUUGCUCAUGAAAACAUACACAGUGGGGGGGAACCGUUUCAGGCUCUAUAUAACUAUACUCCUAGGAACGAAGAUGAAUUGGAGCUCAGAGAGGGAGAUGUCAUUGAUGUGAUGGAAAAAUGUGAUGAUGGAUGGUUUGUGGGAACCUCAAGAAGAACCAAAUUCUUUGGUACUUUCCCUGGAAACUAUGUCAAGAGGCUGUGAAUUUUUAUUUUUUUUUCUACUUAUUUAUGCUGCAUCUCUGCAACACAUCUGCAUAAAGCUGCUAGAAAACACGCUCCGCUGGCCUUCCGUUUUCUUGCUUGCAGUCUCAAAUAGAGGCCAUCUAGUCCAUCCUCAUCCCAUCCCAUCCGCCCAACCGUCCCAGCAGUAGUACAGCAGCGACCACGGUGUGAAUAACUAAGCUUUUCUGAACCAAGAGGAGUCGUUUCAACAGUUAAAUAUUCCCUGCUUUAAAGUCUUUCCAUAGGCAAAUAUGAAGGAUAUAGGAAAA
Messenger RNA from Charadrius vociferus (killdeer), 3883 nucleotides. RefSeq names its product sorbin and SH3 domain containing 2 (gene SORBS2). Gene Ontology annotation, biological process: Notch signaling pathway. Gene Ontology annotation, molecular function: protein binding. Gene Ontology annotation, cellular component: dendrite; synapse; plasma membrane. The record is from RefSeq and is a predicted model, not a curated record. The coding region runs from base 1 to 3594 and encodes 1197 amino acids. The transcript has 21 exons. NCBI's taxonomy places the organism in Eukaryota, Metazoa, Chordata, Aves, Charadriiformes, Charadriidae.